Cuscuta epithymum is the source of this 743-nucleotide messenger RNA. Lineage: Eukaryota; Viridiplantae; Streptophyta; Magnoliopsida; Solanales; Convolvulaceae. The record is from the annotation of a GenBank genome assembly.
CAAAUCCCAAAUCCAAAAUUCCCCUGCAUCCAAACAAACCCCAAAUGCAGAAUCUUCUUCGGUGUACGUACUUCUCUUUCCUUCUUUCUGGUGAUCGCUUUAUUGCACCAACACAAGAGAACCGAGAAGCGUUUUACUUUUUUUCUUUCGAAAAAAAUUUAUUAGUUCUGAUGUUAUUAUUUAUUAAUAACAUUAUUAAUUCUGGCUUCUGAGCUUCCCAACCGUAUAUAUCAUCAAAUUCAAAUUGUUAUUAAGGUUAAUUAAGAACAUAUAAAGUAUCAUCAGAGUCCACCAAAAUGGCCAUUAAUGAUGAUUUACCUGGAGCAGUUGGAACAAGCGCCAGCUUCGCUUUGAGAUUGGGGCAGGCUGUUUUCUCUUCUGCGUCUCUGCUCUUCAUGUCUAUAGGAGUUGAGUUCUACAGCUAUACCGCUUUCUGCUUCUUAGUGACAACCAUGGGUUUGGUGAUCCCAUGGAGUAUUACUCUAGCUCUGAUUGAUGGGUAUUCAGUAUACGUUCGGUGCCCGGUCCGGCAACCCGGAAUACUUCUGGUCAUUGUUUUAGGAGAUUGGGUAUUUCCCCUCCACCUUCCUCACUAAAUCAUCACUUCUAUCACACUAAAUUAUUGAAUGAUAGAUACUGCGUAUUUAUAUUGGAAUUUAUGAAAUUGAAUAUCGUCAUUUUGAAGUGAUACAGAACUUUGUGGAUGUUUCGAUAUCCAUAUUCAAUUUUGUGUGCGAAAAUAC